This is a messenger RNA of Oryctolagus cuniculus (rabbit), 1944 nucleotides long. The record is from RefSeq and is a predicted model, not a curated record. Lineage: Eukaryota; Metazoa; Chordata; Mammalia; Lagomorpha; Leporidae.
GUGUCCCCUACAGAUAAUGACCAGGCCAAGACGGGGCUGGUCAGGCCACCACCUGUGCUUGGCAAGCCCGGGGCCCUCCUCCCUCCUCGCGGGUUGGGCGGAGCUGCCGCCCAGGCCCGCCCCUGCUGGCCCUGCAUCCACUGCACUGGGAGCAGAGCCGGCCGCGCCGCCCAGUAAGGAGCUGCAGCGAUGGCGAUGGCGAUAGCGGCAGGCAACGCGGCCUACUUCCAGAGGGGCAGUGUGUUCUGGUUGGCGGUCAUCAUGCUCUCCUUUGGCUACUACACGUGGGUUGUCCUCUGGCCACACAGCAUCCCUUAUGAGAGCCUUGGGCUCCUGGGCUCGUUCACUCAGUACCUGGUGGACCAUCAUCACACCCUCCUGCACAACGGGUAUUGGUUUGCCUGGAUGAUUCACGUGGCAGAGUCCUUGUAUGCCAUGGUGCUGUGCAAGUAUAAAGGAAUCACAAAUGGUCGGGCUCAGCUCUGGUUCCUACAGACUUUCUUCUUUGGGAUAGCAUCUCUUUCCAUCUUGAUUGCUUACAGACCAAAGCGCCAAAAACAAAAUUAAAAGCAAAUAUACAGAAGUUUCCUCUACUUAAUUCAGACACCUUUCCAGGGUGACGGGGACUGCCAUUUUCACUCAAUGAUAUUUCUAUUUUGUAAAAAGUCCCUCAAAGCUAUCUAGGACCCUGCAGUUACUCAUUUUUCGUAUAAUAUGCUGUGGUUGAGCUUGAAUAGACCAGUUAGUUAACAAGGAAAUAGGAAAAGUAAAUACAAGUUUACAAGUAAAUUAAGGAACUAGGAAAAGAUUUUAGCCUUCAGCUCUGCAUACUCAGCACAGAAGAGGGCUUCCCCCCCACCUUCUUAAGGGCCUCUGGCAUUGUGGGCUCUGCUGUCAUCUGGGCUGAGACACACGCUUGCUAGAUUUGCUUGUUGGUUUUUCUUUGCUCCUUUCCUUCUUGUUAAAACAUCUUGGCCGCACUACCACCAUGUUAGCUCUCCUUCCCUUAAAUUCUCUCCAUCUUUCUGGACCAAGAUGUAGGGACACUUCUACAAUACAUCAGUUCCUUAUACAUUUGUUAGGCACCUCUAAGGUAGAAUCUUACCCUUUCAAACUUCUGUUUCUCAAAUUACAGAGAAAAAUAAGGAAGUUGGAACGGGCAGACUGAGUGAUCACAUAGAGGCACGCUGAGAAUCAGGGCUGGUGGCCUUCCCUGCUGCUGACCGAAGUGUCCUUUCCCUACACUGGACCCCGGGACACGGUGCCCUGUGGCUCGCAGGGGUUGAUUGCUGCUCCAGCUCAGGGUGCAGCUUAGCUCUACUUCCCCCACCUUACCUGUCCCCCUGCCGUGCACGGAGUUGUUUGACCAGUGUUGAUUGCUGACUUCACUUUCUACUCGUUCAUUAUCAUUCCAAUUUUUAUGUGAAAACUACAGGACUCAUUGCAUACACUGUCCUCUCAAAAGACAGCCGCAAGACCUUUGGCUGACUGUGUCACCUUGGUGAGACUCCCGGUGGGAAACCUGUCUCUUUUUCAUGCUUUCAUGUUCUCCAUCACUGUCUCCAGACUCCAAGUGUCUUCCUCCAGCUCUGAAGAGUCUAGCUCACGGUUUAUCCAUCAAGUUAGUGUCUUCCAUUCUGGUGGAUAUAUCUUACUACUGUUGACUGGUGGGAUGACUCUGUCACCAUUAGGAGCCAUUAGGCCUCCUUCCCUAGAGGAUGGCUUACUUGUUCUCUUUGGACUAGUCUUCAUACCCCUUCCAUAAUAUGGGGAGGGGGCAAGUUAUUUGUAUUAAGCAGACAUUUAUGAGAAACAACUACCUCCCCCAAAAGAGAGCUUCCAAUUGAAACCACAAUAUAAAAGAUUAUGGACUGGGGCCACCGACCCUGUUGCAUAGCACGUUAAACCUGCACAUCACACAUGGGCACUGGUUCCAGACCAACU